Anoplopoma fimbria (sablefish) is the source of this 3860-nucleotide messenger RNA. It is a transcript of the gene znf219, whose product is annotated as zinc finger protein 219. Gene Ontology annotation, molecular function: RNA polymerase II cis-regulatory region sequence-specific DNA binding; DNA-binding transcription factor activity, RNA polymerase II-specific. Gene Ontology annotation, cellular component: nucleus. The transcript is spliced from 6 exons. The coding region runs from base 41 to 3826 and encodes 1261 amino acids. NCBI's taxonomy places the organism in Eukaryota, Metazoa, Chordata, Actinopteri, Perciformes, Anoplopomatidae. The record is from RefSeq and is a predicted model, not a curated record. Gene Ontology annotation, biological process: regulation of DNA-templated transcription.
CCGACAUGCAUGUAGCUACUCCAACAUCUCCCCCAGUGACAUGACAUGGAUAAACGGAAAAUUAAAGGAGAAGGCUGCCACAGAAGUGCGUCCCCCGUCAGCCGAGACACUAAAGAAUGGCAUAACAUCACACACACUUCUGAGGAUGGAUUCUCCGCCGGAGUGUGUGUUGUCUCUUUCUUGUGAGCAGCCCCAGUCUCCCCCAACACUGCCGUCCCUGGACCACAGCCCCCAGGCGUCAUCUCCUCACACCCAGCUCUCUCUACCUGACAGCCCCCUGGUUCUGCCCAUUAACAGCCCCGAACCUUCCACUCAGAGCCCGGACACCACGCCUUAUUUCCCCCUCUCUCCCUUCCCCCUCCUGGAGGACAAUAACAACAAUCACCACGACGUUGACGAAGAAGAUGACGAAGACGGGCUGGACGGAGUUCCCCCGUCCCCAACCCCGGCAGUUGCUCUGUUCCCAGGAGGAGCGGGACCAGAAGCUGGAUGCAGCCCUUGUUUGGACUCUUCUCCACCAGCCACGCCAUCAGCGCCACUCCUUGGGUUUGGAGCCCUGGAGCUGGCCCUCUCAUCUGGGCAGAGUGGAAACUGCAACGACGAGCUAGACCUCCAGCUGUUCCAGAAAGAUACUGUUACCAGGGCGAUACCUGGAGUGGGAGGGGCUUCACCAGGGCCCGCGCUCAGGUUCCCCUGUCAUGUAUGCGGAAAGAGAUUUCGAUUCCAAAGCAUUUUGUCUCUUCAUGCCCGAGCUCACAGUCUGGACCGAGACCGCCGAGCUUCAGCCCUAUACAGGACUGGGCUCCCUUCGACACCCCUAAAGCAGCACCUCAAAAUCCAACAGAACCACAAAGACUUAGUCCAGAAUCACAGAAGUCACCCAAACCAGCGUAUACUGCCAGGGACACUCAUCCAGCAUCUUACGGAAGAAGAGGAUGUUGACGGUGAGGUCAAAGGUCUAGAUGACAGCCUACAGAUAGACCAGAACCCAAACUUCUUACUGGAUGACAGCACACCAUUGACCCCUCCACUUACAGAGGAUCCUGUAUCUGUAACACCUCCCUAUUCUUCUACCAUCGGAGAGGGUGCGUCGACUCCUAUAGCGCCUACGUUUCGCUGUCAUGCCUGCAAAGGAAAAUUCCGCACGGCUUCGGAGUUGGCUCGGCAUGUCCGCAUUCUCCACAACCCGUAUAAAUGCACUCUUUGUCCCUUCUCUGCCAGCCAAGAAGAGAGCCUUGCAUCUCACUUGCAGGAGUUCCACCCUUCCCCUGAGGUACCUGUCCUGCCACCGGCUUUCAAUUCCAGGCUGGUCAUUGCAACCCCUGAUACUCCUGUGCCCACCCCGACCCAUACCCCAGCCCCAACCCCGAGUACCCCACAGGUGACAGCAGCAGCUACAGCGGCUGCGUCCCCCCCAGUGCCAGCAUUUCGCUGUGAAAUUUGCGGACAGCGGUUUACCCAAUCUUGGUUCCUGAAGGGACACAUGCGAAAGCACAAGGACUCCUUGGACCAUAAGUGCCAGGUAUGCGGCCGUGGCUUCAAAGAGCCUUGGUUCCUCAAAAACCACAUGAAAGUACAUCUCAACAAGCUUGGGCUGAAGGCCGGGCUGGGAACCCUUGGGGGACCAGGAGGUUCAGAGCAGCAAGGCAAAGGAUCUGCUACCAAUCAGUCUCUCAACGCCCUCUAUUCAAGCCUCCUUCUGGCCCAGCAAAGAGGUGGUAGAGGUGGACAAGGAAGAUCAGAUAGGGAAACUGGUGGCAGAAUGGGGAUGGGCUCAAGCAAGUCAGCCAUACUGGGCUACCUCGGAUUGCCCAGUGAUGGCAGUGGGGCGAGCUGCAUGGAGAGACUUCAAGCAGUGGCUCAGGUGGCAGAGAUGGGAAAUGGUGGUGGUGGCGGCUACUCAGGGUUAGGGGACCCAGGAAGAGGAGGUGGAGCAACUAGAGGAGGUGCCACAGGUGAAACUACUGCAUCCAUUCCAGACGGAGGUGACCAGGCAACUUGGUGGCAGCUGGUGGCUCGCAGCCUGGCAGUAGCUCAGCAGCAGCAGCAGCAGAGGCCCCAACAGCGAGGCCAGCAGCAAAGCCAGCGAGGCCCGGGUCGGAGCUCCGUCAUCACAGAGGCCGACCAGGUCAGAGCCUACCUUGGAGGCCUGGAUCCAAGGGACGAGUCUGGCGGAGCAGGGGGGCCAUGGGAAUGCCCAGACUGUGGAAAGCUAUUCCGCAGCCUGCAGCAGGUGGUGGUCCAUGCUCGCGUUCACACUCAGAGACCCCUGAAAGGAAGCGGAGGUGGAGAGGAAGGGAGUGGUAGCCGUAGACGAGCCGGGCUUGGAAGAGGAGGCAGCGGUGAAGCGAGGCAGGAAUCUCAGCUACACAGCGGUGGAUCCCAACAAGCAGGAGAAGCGAGACAGGAAUCAAAACUGCACAGUGGUGGAUCACAACAAGCAGGGGCAGCUACAGGGUUUCACUCUGUCAUCUCAAGCUUCAAAGGAGAAAAUGGCUUGACAGCAGUCUCCUCCAUACCUUCGGUUCCCACCAGGGAGCGAGUGCGUGGUAGAGGGAUAAAAGAUUGCCCCUACUGUGGUAAAGCCUUCCGCUCUUCACACCAUCUCAAAGUGCACCUGAGAGUUCACACAGGUGAGAGACCUUACAAAUGUCCCCACUGCGACUAUGCCGGUACGCAGUCGGGCUCGCUGAAGUACCACCUCCAGCGGCACCACAGGGAGCAACGCAACGCCUUGUCAGCCUCCUCCAAUUCCUCCUCCAGUGGUCUCACCUCCACUAUCAACAGUCUGACCUCUGGAACCUCUGGGCUGGCCAAGCAGCGCCGAUCCCAGCCAAACCACUGCCCCGUCAACCGAAGCCCAACCGACAACCCCAACUCUCGACCCACCCAGCAGUCCUGGCUCCUCGGGCUUCCGGACCAGCGGGAGCAUCGGAAGGCCUUGGCGGCCUUAAGGGAUGUCGACUUGGAGACCCAGUACAGGUAUCUGUCUGGAGUGAUGGGGGCGCUUUACCAAGGUGGAAUGGAAGGAGGCUGGAUCAGGGAGUCUCCCCCACCCAAGGCCCCUAAAGUGUCCCGUCGUAAGCCCCUCACUACUAGCCGAAUGGUUCAGCAGCCGACUGACAAGGAAGGUCCUGCGCCUUCAACUCAAGCGGUGGGUUUUGAACCCCUGGAUCUGUCUCGUCGCCCCUCGCCUGGCCUUGGAAGCAUGGAGGAGGAUGGAGGCAUGAGUUUAGGGGAGCUGGGAGGUGUAGGUGGUGGAGAUGGCGGAGGGGAUAGUUCAACAGGAGUCAAACUGAGCCAGUGUUUGUUCUGCCCUUUCCGUACGUCCUCAUCCGAGCUGAUGGCCAUGCACCUCCAGGUCAACCACACCAGUAAGUCCAGGCGCAAAAGAGCCCCUCCUACCAUCUUGGAUGACGAUGGAGCCCCAAAGGCAACCAAGCCCCGGACGGAUCACUCUGAUCUCGACUCUCUGACAAUAUGGAGACAUGUGACCGAGGCGGAGUCCCAGGCACCCCUUGGGGAUUGGUCCUCGAUGCAGGCCAAGACCUUUAACGGGCGCUCUGAGGAUACAGAGGGCCAUCUGGACGACAUCCUCGACCACCCAGACGUGGCCUCAGUGUCCAAGAAUGUCAGAGACGGUCUGGCGCUCAAGGGAAAGAUGGAGGGGGAUGAGGAGGAUCAAGAGGAGGAAUUGGAAGAGAAUAUGGAGAACAGCAGUCUGGAGGAUUCAGAGGACCAGGAUCUGAGGAUGUCCCUCGCUCUAUCACCAGCCCUGAGCUCCAACCACAUGAUAGGAGAGGAAGAAAGAGUCUUUACAGAUUAAAAUGCUUUUGUUUGGGAUGCCACCAUUCAAAUUG